AUGGCGGACUCUGGCUGGUGGAACCCGAUCUUCUCGCGCAGUAAGUGUAAGGUCAAGGUUCAGCAUGAGCCCCCUCCUGAGUCUUGCAAUAACUCCUGGAAUAAGGGGCAUCCCAACCUCCCUCAGAUACCCACAGACCCUUUGGACAACCAAUGCAGUGCUAGACUGGAGAAGGAAGUGGACAAGACUAAAGGUUGGCACGUUAAGGUGUCCCGUUCUGGUCGCUUGAAGGAGAAGAAGAAGGUCUGUGGAACACUGGCCGAGAACCCCAUGUUGAUCACAGAAUGUGGUCCCAAUCAGGAGAAACACAGAGGAGAUAAAUAA
This is a messenger RNA of Esox lucius (northern pike), 324 nucleotides long. It is a transcript of the gene prr15lb, whose product is annotated as proline rich 15 like b. NCBI's taxonomy places the organism in Eukaryota, Metazoa, Chordata, Actinopteri, Esociformes, Esocidae. The record is from RefSeq and is a predicted model, not a curated record. The transcript has a single exon. Bases 1 to 324 code for a protein of 107 amino acids.